AUAUAGAACAAUUGAUGGCGGAAGUGCACAUAAUUGGCCAAAUACUGAAAGCUGUUGAUUUCGAGGAGCCACAUUUGUUUUGCAAGUGGAGUUUGCAGAGCGGCAACAUUUGGCGUUUAGUUCAGGGCGAGUUGCAGGGACAAACACCCAUUUCCAGCCAUCGUCUUCAUAACAGCGCCGAUUUUGCCCAGCCUCUGGACGUGCAUUUGUGCACAGCUGGAAUUCAGGGUUGGCCUCGUCUCCUGGUCGAGGUGUACGCCGUCAAUUUUCUGCAGCAGUGCUGGCCAGUUGGAUACGGUGUUGCCCACGUGCCCGCCUCACCCGGACACCAUCGUGUUGAGAUAAACACCUGGAAGAUUGCACCAAACACCUGGUGGCAGAGCAUCAAGGAACGUUUUGGUGGCGGCGGCGUUGCGCUCCACAAAACUGACACACUUUACUCGGGCGUGGAUCGCUACAAGCUACAAACGCGCACCUCUGGCAAAAUCAUUGUCGAGCUUAAUUUGAUCUUCCGCAAAUUUGAGGAAUACGGCGUAGAAUUUAAGUAGUAAUCAUGUUAAAGAGA
This is a messenger RNA of Drosophila grimshawi, 565 nucleotides long. RefSeq names its product B9 domain-containing protein 2 (gene B9d2). Gene Ontology annotation, biological process: cilium assembly. The transcript is spliced from 3 exons. The coding region runs from base 15 to 548 and encodes 177 amino acids. Gene Ontology annotation, cellular component: MKS complex. The record is from RefSeq and is a predicted model, not a curated record. Lineage: Eukaryota; Metazoa; Arthropoda; Insecta; Diptera; Drosophilidae.